This is a messenger RNA of Pocillopora verrucosa, 1024 nucleotides long. Its product is annotated as kappa-type opioid receptor-like. Gene Ontology annotation, biological process: G protein-coupled receptor signaling pathway. Gene Ontology annotation, cellular component: plasma membrane. The record is from RefSeq and is a predicted model, not a curated record. Lineage: Eukaryota; Metazoa; Cnidaria; Anthozoa; Scleractinia; Pocilloporidae. Gene Ontology annotation, molecular function: G protein-coupled receptor activity.
AUGAAUGAAACUUUUCAGUUACAUUCAUGUCGUGAUUCGCAAAGAAUCUCAAAUAUCUUCAUGAUUGCUGUAGUCAUGAUUGGAUCUAUAGUUGGAAACGGCACAAUUUGCCUCUUACUUAUCAGAUUUAAAACUUUGAGAACAGUGCCCAACAUCCUCAUCGCCAACUUAGCUGCUGUUAACAUUCUCAAUGCACUGACCAACAUGCCUCUUUUCAUCUUGUGGUACAUUUGUAAAGUGCCCUUCCUUAAGGGUCGUUUAAUCUCCUGGAUACUGGUCACAUGGUAUGUAUUGUUUGUAUACCUUACCGUGUUCAACCUCACGGCACAGGCGAUGGACCGUUUUGGGGCCAUUGUGCACGGCUUACAUUACUAUGCGUGGAAAACAAAGAAAAAAGCCAAGGUAGCGGUACUUUUUGUAUGGCUUCUCGCGGCCUUAUACACAUAUGGUAUGUUUACACUUGGAUUGGAUAUUGAUUUAGGCGACGCUCCAGUGCUGGUAUACAGGAUGACCUACUUGAAAAUUUUCGGGAGACACUUCAUCAUCCCUGGAAUUUUGGUUCCAUUCUUUUUAAUGCUAAUAUUAGGAGUGGCCAUUUGUGUUAAGGUGCGUAAUCAUAGAAAGCGUUUUUCGACUUUCUUCUCCGUAAAAAUUCGAUUCGGAAACGACGUAAAGACCGCAAGGACAAUUGGUGUAACAGUGUUGGCGUAUUUCUGUAUGAAUGUGAUACCAAUGUUAUUACACAACCUAAUGAGACGCCGCGGUAGCUGGACUCACUUCCUCGCGUUCUUCCUCAUGAAACUGAACAGCAUGGUGAAUCCUAUCAUUUAUGCUUUGAAGACUCCAAGGUUCCGCAGAGCUCUGGCACUCUUACUGAAAGAACCACAUGGCCAAUCAGAACCCAAUAUGAACUCAAUAUGAACUCGACAGCUGGUUGGAACUUAGCCCCGUUCACAAGAGUCUACUGGACUACACCUAAGAAACAAUCAGUAGAGUCGUUUGUCUAACUAUUUAAUCACUUGCC